AUGGCACCGCUGACUCCACACUGGGACCAGCCCUCGCAUCCUGACAUCCAAGAUGUGAUCAUCAACGCGCAUGAAUUCACAUCUAAAAGCCUGUCCAAAAUCUCCCUGCCUCCUUUCGGCUUAUAUGCGAAAUUGGACUUUCCUCCGUGCACCUCCGCCGGGUCCCCGACCUACGCCACAGUCCAGUGCGGCCGGGACAAGCACCUGGACCUGAACAGCGACCUGCUGUACAUCAACCACUCUUGUGAGCCGUCUCUCAUAUUCGACACGGCUAACUUGAACGUUAUCGCGGGGCCGAACGGCCUCAAGACCGGGGAAGAACUGACCUUCUUCUACCCGUCCACAGAAUGGGACAUGGCCCAACCCUUCGACUGCCUAUGCGGCAAGCCGACAUGUCGCGGGCGUAUCAGCGGCGCGAGGGACAUGGCCAAGGCACAGCUUGAGGGCGUCUGGCUGAACGGUCACAUCCUCCAGCUCCUCAGGGAGCGAGAUCUCCCUAAUGCGGGUACCGGCAAGGAAACUGAUCCUGAAAAUGGCACUAGUACUUUAACCGGUCGUGAUCCCUCGACGGAAGUAGGACCCCCUGAGGAUCUUACUGCUCAAGCGCUGAGAGAUGCCUUGAAGCAUGCUGAAAAAGUCGUUGAGGCCGCCAGGAGCGCUCUACAAUCGUACCUUGGUCCAAGGGCAUUAUUGACUCACAACGGGGAAGUCCGUGGGGAGAGGGGCAACACGGACGCCAGCGGAUUAGCUGGGCUCGGUGGAGCUAAUGCUGCCUUAGUCUCCGGCCUAACGAGACGCGGCAUCACAUCACGGGAAUUGAGCGGCGAGAUGGGCGGAGAUACUAUUGCAGUCUCGAUCUCGUAA
Messenger RNA from Daldinia childiae, 864 nucleotides. Its product is annotated as putative galactose-proton symport protein. Lineage: Eukaryota; Fungi; Ascomycota; Sordariomycetes; Xylariales; Hypoxylaceae. The transcript has 2 exons. The record is from RefSeq and is a predicted model, not a curated record. Bases 1 to 864 code for a protein of 287 amino acids.